Molecule: messenger RNA, 3413 nt
Organism: Salmo salar (Atlantic salmon)
Lineage: Eukaryota; Metazoa; Chordata; Actinopteri; Salmoniformes; Salmonidae
Product: peroxisomal carnitine O-octanoyltransferase-like
Cellular component (GO): peroxisome
Molecular function (GO): carnitine O-octanoyltransferase activity
Source: RefSeq, a predicted model, not a curated record
AUGGGAUACAGCUUUUGUCAAAUUUGACUUUUCGUAGCAGGUUAGGAGAAUUUACACAGCAUGUUAGGAUAAUUAACGUAGCACGUUAGGAGAGUUAGGUUAAAAUGUGGAAAAAGGUCAGAGUUAACUAAAAUGCCAAAAUAAAUACACUUUUGACAAAAGCUGUAGCCCUUCUAGCCAUGACCACUUACUGGGUGAAAGGUGAUGAGAAGCGCUGCAUACACCAAGAGCGGAGCAACAACAGAAAACUACCGCAAGCGCCUUCCUCUACAGUCUAGUCUAGAAAAUAGCCGCUACAUUAUUUUUUAUUUUGAAUGGACGAGCGAAAACAACUUUUCUCAUAUCGCAAUUAGCAGAAUAUCGCAAAAAUACUAAGGUGACAACAUGGCUAACCAGGUGUUUUGGUGCUGUAGGUGACAUGACCAACCAGGUGUCAGAGUUCCCCACUGAGCGGACGUUCCAGUACCAGCAUAGCCUGCCUCCUCUCCCUGUACCGUCUCUAGAGGCGAGCCUUGCCAAGUACCUGGAUGCAGUGCGGCCGUUUGCUACGGAGGAGGAGUACCAGGUGACUGCGGCCGUAGUGAAGAGGUUUGGAGAGGGCAUCGGCAAAGACCUGCACCAAAAACUACUGCAGAGAGCCAGGACACGCAGGAACUGGUUGGAGGAGUGGUGGUUGAAUGCAGCCUAUCUGGAAUUGCGUUACCCCUCCCAGUUGAAUGUGAACUUCGGAGGUCCUGCACCCUACCUAGAGCACUGCUGGCCCCCUACAGAGGGAGUACAGCUACAGAGGAAUAGCAUAAGCAUGUGGCACACUCUACAGUACUGGGACCUGCUUCGCACGGAGAGGCUGGACCCUCAUAAAGCUGGUAAUGUGGUGUUGGAUAUGGACCAGUUCAGAAUGCUGUUCUGUACAUGUAAAGUUCCUGGAGUCACCAAGGAUACCAUCAUCAACUACUUUAAGACAGAGAGCGAGGGUCCAUGCCCCUCCCAUGUGGUGGUGAUGUGUAAGGGACGUUUCUUCUCGUUUGAUGCAGUGUGUGAUGGACACAUUCUUACCCCUCCAGAGCUGCUCAGGCAGCUGACCCAUGUGAAGCAGUGUUGUGAGGGGGAGCCAGCGGGAGAUGGUGUUGCUGCUCUCACCUCAGAGGAGAGGACACGCUGGGCUAAGGCCAGGGAGUAUCUGAUAGGUAUAGAUCCAGCCAAUAAGACCAUCUUAGAGACCAUCCAGAGCAGUCUGUUUGUGGUCUCACUGGACGAUGCUAAACCCUACGCUACUGCAGAGAACUACACACCGGUGACCCGGGAAGCGCUGACAGGAGACCCCACCAUCCGCUGGGGAGACAAGUCCUACAACUCCAUCUCCUUCGCUGACGGAACCUUCGGAUCCAAUUGUGACCAUGCCCCAUACGAUGCCAUGGUGCUGGUAACUCAGGGUUACUAUGUGGAUCAGCAGCUCAAAGCUACAGACGGCAAGUGGAAGGGCUCUGAGACAGUGCGGCCUAUGCCUCUUCCUGAAGAGUUGGUCUUCACUGUGGAUGACAGAGUCAGGAGUGACGUUGCACAUGCCAAGCAACAGUACUUCGAGACUACUCAGGACUUGCAGGUGGUGUGUUAUGCGUUCACCUCGUUUGGGAAAGCAGCCAUCAAACAGAGGAAGCUCCACCCAGACACCUUCAUACAACUGGCCCUUCAACUGGCUUAUUACAGACAGCAUGGGAGGUUAGGUAGUUGCUAUGAGACAGCGAUGACCAGAAGGUUCUACCACGGCAGGACUGAGACCAUGAGGCCCUGUACCCUGGAGGCACAGAACUGGUGCCAUACCAUGCUCCUCCCUGCAGCUAGCGCUGAGGCUAAGAGGAAAGCCCUGCUGCUGGCCUUCAACAAGCACAACAAACUGAUGGCUGAGGCACAGAACGGAAAAGGUUUUGACAGACAUCUCCUGGGCCUGUACCUGAUCGCCAAGGAGGAGGGACUUCCUAUGCCAGACCUUUUCACUGAUCCACUGUAUUCCAAGAGUGGCGGGGGCGGUAACUUUACCCUGUCCACCAGUCUGGUUGGCUACACCACAGUCCUGGGAGCGGUUGCUCCCAUGGUGCACCAUGGCUACGGGUUCUUCUACCGCAUCGGAGACGACAGGAUCGUGGCUUCCUGUACGGCGUGGAAGUCCAGUCCAGAGACGGAUGCAGAGACACUGUUCCAGAACCUGGUUACCUCCCUACAUGAGAUGCUACAUCUCGCUACCACAGCUCAGCUCUAACACACACACACACACACACACACACACACACACACACACACACACACACACACACACACACACAGUUUGAAGAUGGUAGUCAAUAAUAGUUUAGUUCUGCACAGAUCAAUGCAAAGGCACAUUUAUUGUUUUCUACAUUUAAAAAGAGAUGUAUUAUUUGUUUAAAUGCAGCUCAACAAAUGCAGCUCAACAAUUUUGCACUUAGUGAAUCAUUCUCUGUGAUUUUAUGUAGCAUCUAGAUUGGGGAUUCCCUGUUUUCAAAAUGUAUAGAUUGAACUUCCUACCACAAUUCUGUUUAGAUUUAGUCUGUUGUUUUUAUGUUGUGAGAAACAUUUAGUGUUAACCCAUGUCAUGCAUUGUACAGCGCUAAGCUAACACACACAUCCUAACUCGCCCUCACCAUAACACUUCCAGCCUGCAGUGACCAGCGUAGCAUCGCGUCACCUGUCCCUGGUCAUUAGUGAUUCAUGAAUAGUAUUCUUUUUCUAUAUUGGUUGGCUUUUCCAGAAGAGUGACUGAGGCAUAGAUGUUCUUGAUUGGUUGAAAUUACUCUUUUAGAACGUAACUGUCGUCGUAGCUGUGAAAUUGAGAAACAGAGAGAAACGGGUCAUGUUGUCUUUGACUACUGUCUCACCUCAGGCCUCAUGGGUAUUAUGUAAGGGCCCUACUCAAUCAAAACUGUUUUCCAGUUUCCAGGGCAAGAAAAAGUAUUGUUUUUAUGUUUUGCACAUCACUCGAGGAUUAUGCAUUUGGCUGGAUAUGAUCAAUGAAACGGUGUUUGGGUGAGACGGAAAGAUACCCAAGUAAAUUCAAAUGUGCCUUUUUGCUGUGUCCUUAUUUUCGUCUGUCCCCAGAGAUCUGGAUAGUGGUUUUGAUUGAUCCUAAAUCAUCCUAAAUGAUAGGAAAGUGAUAAAAGACGAGCGCUGCAUUUGAUUCAAUCAACAGAAUGAAAAUAAGCUGUUUUAAUGCCUAAAGUAGUGAAAAUGAUGUAACCUACUUUACAGUAGGAAAAUUAUAGUAUUGACUUACUGACAAUGUAAACUUGGAAAAUGUUUCAUUGAAUAUGAAAGUUGUUUGGUGUGAUUGAACUGACAAAUCAAAGUGAAUGAAUCAUGUCAUGAGCCCAAAUAUUCAAAUAAAACAUCUUUAUUAAUGA